Helianthus annuus (common sunflower) is the source of this 2037-nucleotide messenger RNA. RefSeq names its product amino acid transporter AVT1C. The transcript is spliced from 13 exons. Gene Ontology annotation, cellular component: plasma membrane. The record is from RefSeq and is a predicted model, not a curated record. The coding region runs from base 307 to 1956 and encodes 549 amino acids. Lineage: Eukaryota; Viridiplantae; Streptophyta; Magnoliopsida; Asterales; Asteraceae.
AAGAUAGUGUUGUUGGGUGUAUGUAUAGUUAAUAGUUGGACACAACAAAACACUGACCAAUUAGAUACAAUGUACGCAUCUUGUCUUCUACUCUAUGAGCUACAAUCCCAUGAGAGUGAACCCACAACUUAUGAGAGAGAGAGAGGUGACAACAAUGGUUACUUUACUAUAAAUGACAGUCAGGUUCAGCAUAGCAUAUAAUUAUCACCAGAAGUAAACAUAGAAGAAAGAGAACAGCCUGCUGUUAAUCUUUUCUCUGCAACCUGAAGCUCUGUUUCAAUAUUUCAUAAGUUUUAGAGAUCUGAAAUGAAGAACUCAGAAUCAGAACAAGCUUUCUACAUUGAGAGUGAUGACGAUGAAGAUAAUGAUAUUAUUGUGGGAGAAGAUGAUGAGAGUGAAUCAGAAUGUUCAAAUUAUUCUGAUGAUAAUGCUCAACAACAGAGUAAACAUAGUUCUUUAAACCCUUCAUGGCCUCAAAGUUACAGGCAAUCGAUUGAUCUGUACAGUAGCGUACCAUCACCGAGUCUGAACUUUCUAGGGACUCCUACGCUAUCUCGAUUAGGCAGUUCGUUUUUGUCAUCAUCAUUGACACAAAGACAUACUCCUGAGAUACUCCCAAGUUUGAGCAAGCCUUUUUUGCCACAAGUAACAGACAACCAGCAGCCACAAGAAAGACGAAGUUCACACUCUCUUCUUCCUCGACGUGAAUCUUCCGCCAAGAAGUUGUCACAUUAUCAGAAAUCUUCUAAGGCUGCACAUGAGCUUCCUGUUUCUAGGCAGAGCUCAUUUGGUCAAUCUGUGAUUAAUGGCAUAAAUGUUCUUUGUGGAGUAGGAAUUCUUUCAACUCCUUAUGCAGCCAAAGAAGGAGGAUGGGUUGGAUUAUUAUUAUUAUUCGUCUUUGCUGUCCUAUCUUUCUACACCGGUAUCUUGCUUCGAUACUGUUUAGAUAGUCAUCCUGGCCUCGAGACUUAUCCAGAUAUCGGCCAGGCUGCCUUUGGCACCACAGGACGUCUAAUCGUUUCUGUAAUUUUGUAUGUGGAGUUAUAUGCAUGUUGCAUUGAAUAUAUAAUCUUGGAGAGCGACAAUCUAUCGUCUCUGUUUCCAAAUGCUCAUUUAAAUCUCGGAGGACUAAUACUCGACUCACAUUAUUUGUUUGCUAUUAUCAUCAGUAUUGCCGUGCUUCCUACAGUUUGUCUCCGUGACAUGAGUGUUCUCAGUUACAUCUCUGCCGGUGGAGUUAUCGCGUCGGUUCUUGUAGCCGUUUGCUUGUUUUGGGUCGGCUUGGUUGAUAAAGUCGGCUUUCAAAUCGAAACCACAAAGGCCUUCAACCUCUCCGGCUUCCCUGUGGCUAUAGGGCUUUACGGCUACUGUUAUUCUGGACACGCUAUUUUUCCUAAUAUUUAUACAUCUAUGGAAAACAGGAAGCAAUUUCCUAUGGUCUUGUUCGCCAGUUUUGGAAUAUGUGCUGUUCUUUACGCUGCGGUCGCUGUAAUGGGAUACAUGAUGUUUGGCGAAUCAACAGAAUCGCAGUUCACUCUUAACUUGCCGACGAAUUUGGUUGUCUCCAAGAUCGCUGUGUGGACAACCGUAAUCAACCCAUUUACCAAAUAUGCGUUGACCAUAUCUCCGGUGGCUAUGAGUCUCGAGGAAUUGCUACCAGCAAAUCGUGCGAAGUCUCGUUUCUGGUCCAUCGUCAUUAGAACUGGUUUGGUGCUAUCUAUUUUGGUUGUAGCACUCACCAUUCCCUUCUUUGGUCUUGUAAUGUCACUCGUCGGAUCUUUACUGACCAUGCUAGUGACGUUGAUACUUCCAUGCGUUUGCUUUUUGAGCAUCCUUAAGGGAAAUAUAAGCUGGUUUCAGGGGUCAUUCUGUGCAUUGAUCAUCUUGGUUGGAAUCAUCUCCUCAGCUAUUGGAACCUAUACAUCCAUAUUGGAAAUUAUUCAUCAGUUGUCCUGAUCAUGUUAAUUUAAUUUGAUACCUUUAUUAGUUAAGCUUUAUUGUUGCUGUCACCAUAAAAAUAGAACAAAAAUUUAGUUC